Messenger RNA from Humulus lupulus (European hop), 1449 nucleotides. RefSeq lists its product as uncharacterized. Bases 1 to 1449 code for a protein of 482 amino acids. The transcript has 2 exons. The record is from RefSeq and is a predicted model, not a curated record. Lineage: Eukaryota; Viridiplantae; Streptophyta; Magnoliopsida; Rosales; Cannabaceae. Gene Ontology annotation, molecular function: catalytic activity.
AUGGUAGACAAGUUUACUAGGGAGCGUUCAAGAAUUCAAUUUGCUCGGGUUCUUGUGGAAAUGGAGAUAAAUAAUAAUCCUCCUAGAAGUCUUCAGUUUAUCAAUGAGUAUGGCCAGAUUAUGGAACAGGGAGUAGAAUAUGAAUGGUUACCUACUAAAUGUAAGGUGUGCUCUGGGUUUGGGCAAUCUAUGGUGGACUGUCGUAAGGAGCACAAAACCCAGUGGGUGAAAAAAGAAGUUGUGGCUAAAACAGAGGCAACAGAAGAGAAGAAUAAAGAUUCUAAGGAGCUUAAUGAAGAGACACCUGAAGUUUUAUCUAGAGCUACUACUGCAGAGGAUAGUUCGAUUCAGAAUUCUAAGGAGUUACAGCUUCUAGUUUUGGCUAAGUCUGAUCAUUUGAAGGAAACAAAUAAGGGUGAGCAAUGGCAAACACCAAGACAUGUGGCAACACAGGCUAGGCAGGGACUAACAACUGGUAGUAGUACUCCUCCUCCUGGUCAAGUUCAAAAACAGUCAAAUAAGUUUUUAGUGCUUCAAGAACAGAAGAAGGUUGGCAAAGAAGUCUUAGAUAUAUGUAGUAGGAAUAAAAUUGGAGUUGGAGGUUUGUUAGAAACUAAAAUGAGGGGGAAUAAAAUUGUUGAGUUCAUGGAGCAUAAACUUCCUAAUUGGGAGUUUUACUCUAGUCCGACUAUUGAGGGUAGACUUUUGAUAGUGUGGAGGAGAAUCUUUGUGAGAAUGACUAUUUUGGAAGAAUCACAUCAGUUUGUUCAUUGUAUGGUCAAAAUGGCUGGUCAGAGGGAAAUUUUCUAUGUUACUUUUGUCUAUGGGUAUAAUAUGAUGGAGGGAAGGAGGAGUUUAUGGCAAGGUCUUAACAGGAUUUCUCUUUCUGUUAGAGCUUGGAUUGUGUUAGGGGACUUCAAUGCCCCUUUCUCUAGUUUAGACAGAUCAGGAGGAAAACCAGUUUCUGGUUUAGAGUUGGAAGAUCCUCUUCGUUGGCUAGCUGAUACUCAAGUUGAGGCUCUUAAAAGCAUUGGUUCCUAUUUUACUUGGACAAACAACCAAGAAGGUUCAGCUAGGAUUUACUCUAAGAUUGACCAUGUUUUCAUGAAUGAGGAGUGGCUUGAUCUAUUUCCUCAUUCAUUGGUUGUAUUUAGAUGGGAGGUAGUCUCAGAUCAUUGCUCUUGUGUUGUCACUAACAUGCCUAUGGAGAAGAUGGGAAUCAAGCUGUUUAGAUUUUAUAAUUUUUGGACUGCCCAUCCGGAUUUCAAAGAAGUAGUUAUGAGUAGUUCGAGGACCCCUAUUAAGACUAUUGGGUUGAGAGCAAUAUACUUAAAGACUAUGAGGCUGAAGCAUAGGCUAAAUAAAUUCAAUAGAGAUGCUAUUGGAGAUAUAGGUCUGAACUACUAUUCGGCUAAGGAGGCUUAUCAGGAAGCUCAACUUCAAGCUUAA